GAGAGGAGAAGAGCAUCUCAUUCCCUACAAACCUGCAAACCCAGAGACAGAGCGCCUGAACCCUCACUCACUCGUCAGCCUGCGGUGGAGCAGGAUCACUGCGAGAUCAUCUCAUCUGUUCAUACAGUGAGGAACACCUGCGCGAACUAUGUGAAGGUUUCCUUUAGAGCAUCUUUGAUCAUGCUGUUCCCUGCCUCAAAGUCCGAUGUUAAAUCUGUUCUGGACGGAGUGGCAGAAACCACGUUCAGAACCAUCACUUCUGGACUGCAGUACAUCGGUUCGAACGACGUCGGCUACGACGACCACAUCAUCGACGGCGACUUCGGCAAGAGCGGAUACCCACUGCCGAAGCCGUUCGCAGCCUACCGCAGAAGCUCGUUCGCAGAUAAAGUGGGACCGGAUGAGGAGCUCAUCGUGAAAGGUAUCCCCUUUUACCCCACUAACAGCUCUGAUGUGUUUGGGAACUUUAGCCUCGGAGAUGAAGGGAGCAGCCUGCAGUGCGGGGAGAACUUUAUGGACAUGGAGUGUUUCAUGAUACUGACUCCUAGUCAGCAGCUCGCCAUAGCGGUGUUGUCUCUCACGCUGGGAACUUUUACGGUAUUGGAGAACCUCGUGGUCCUGUGCGUGAUACUGCAGUCACGCACCCUGCGUUGCAGGCCCUCGUACCACUUCAUUGGUAGCUUGGCCAUCGCAGACCUGCUGGGCAGCGUGAUCUUUGUCUACAGCUUCUUGGACUUCCACGUCUUUCACCGCAAAGACAGCCCGAACGUGUUUCUGUUCAAGUUAGGGGGCGUGACGGCCUCGUUCACCGCAUCCGUGGGAAGCCUGUUCCUCACCGCCAUCGACCGGUACGUCUCUAUCCACCGUCCGCUGGCGUACAGGCGUAUCGUGACGCGCACCAAAGCGGUGAUGGCCUUCUGCAUGAUGUGGGCGAUCUCCAUUAUCAUCGCCGUGCUGCCGCUGCUGGGCUGGAACUGCAAGCGGCUCAACUCGGUUUGCUCCGACAUCUUUCCGCUCAUCGACGAGAACUACCUGAUGUUCUGGAUCGGUGUGACCAGCGUUCUGGUCAUCUUCAUUAUCUACGCUUACAUGUACAUCCUCUGGAAGGCCCACCACCAUGCGGUGAGGAUGCUGAGGCGCACGUCUCAGAAGAGCCUGGUCGUCCACUCCUCCGACGGUACGAAGGUCCAGGCCCCCAGGCCGGAUCAGACUCGCAUGGACAUCCGCUUGGCCAAAACGCUGGUUCUGAUCCUGGUGGUGUUGGUGAUCUGCUGGGGGCCUCUUCUGGCCAUCAUGGUGUACGAUCUGUUCUGGCGGAUGGACGACAACAUUAAGACAGUGUUUGCGUUCUGUAGUAUGCUCACCCUGCUCAACUCCACCGUUAACCCAAUAAUCUAUGCUCUCAGGAGUAAAGACCUGCGGAGGGCCUUCCUCGCCACCUGCCAGGGCUGUAGGAGCACCUCCAGCACGUCCCUGCAGCUGGACAACAGCCUGGAGUCAGAUUGUCAGAGGCAUCAUCACAUCGCCGCCAACCGUGCGGCCGAGAGCUGCGUGAAGACCACUGUGAAAAUAGCCAAAUUGACAAUGUCCGUCUCAGCGGAGACGUCGGCCGAAGCUGUUUGAUUGUACCGCGGGGCGGAACGGGUGUCGUUCGGAUGCACCGCUUCUUAAAAGAAUGUCUGUUUAUGGAAAGUUACAUGCAAGUAUCCAUGCAUAAAGUUCAAAACACAAAGCUGCUUAAGUUACCACUGGUUUGAUGAAGUGUUUACUAUGACAUUUCAUCACUUAAGUGCCAAAUUAGAUUUUUUUUUUUUGUGUGUGUCUCAGAAGUAAGAGGUUCUCACCCAGUAAAUGAAUUUGUUGGGGCUUUUUUGUUGUUGUUGUUGUCAUUGUUUGCCCUUAUAUUUAAGUGUAACGUGUGGAUGUUGUGCGUGCUUUAUGAAAGUUUACUAUAUUUUUAUACUUUGAAUUUUUGGUUUUUGAACAAUGAUAUCUUCUCACAUGGGAAUAAGGGGCUAAUGAUCUUUUUAAUAAAACCAUGUAAGUAUGAAUUAAAAAAAAGAUAUAUAUACAUUGGUAUCUAUGUAAAUAUGUGUAGAACUCUGUGGUGAUGUAGUGUAUCCAACAUCAUCGUGAUAAACGACAAAAGAUAAGAGUCUCUCUGUUUUUGAGAUGUCUUGUUUUGCCAAUGAAAUAAAUGUUAUCAAAUUGAAAGUAUUAUAAGUGGAGCAAGUUCUGUCGCUCCUCAAGUACAUGACUAAUGAAAGCAAGAGGGCAUUUGUUUUGUUUGGUUAACAAAUGUAUUGAAUAUCUGGUCCGUUACAUGAUGCUUUAGUGUUAUUGUUGUGAGGAUCCGAAAAAAACAGGACUUUUUUCAACUAUUUUUUUUACAAGAUGGCCUGUAAUUGUGGUUUAUCGUCACAGAUAAUACAGUGACUGAAAUAACUGUGUUGGAUUUUAAUUUUGUCAUUCUGCUGAUGUAUUUCUCUGAGAUGUAAAGUAAAAUUCAUUUUACAAUAUGCACAAAGCCCAGAGGAAAGUUUGAAUUCUAAAAAUAAAUAUUUGUUCUUAAAAAUUUGUAUUUAUCAUGUAGUUAAUUAACAAACAAUUGAAAUGUACAUAUCAUGAUUGUUUAGUAAUAUUCCUUAAACCGUGAUAUGGUGUGGUGGUGCUUUCUGUUUGCACUGUUCAAAAGUAUAGGUACAUUUUAACUACCUUUACCUGAAAUGUAUCUACUUAAGUAUUAAAGCUUACAAAUCAUAAAACGUCACAGUGGCUUUUGUCCCAAAGUAGUUCUUGAAAGUCUGUCUCGAAGUGAUGUCUUAAAAUACAGAAGCUGCUUGCACACUUAUGUAUCACAGUUUAGUCCAUUUCAAGUUUUUGUUUUUUUAAUAAAGUCAGUACUGACCUAAACUGUG
Messenger RNA from Labeo rohita (rohu), 2918 nucleotides. It is a transcript of the gene cnr1, whose product is annotated as cannabinoid receptor 1. Gene Ontology annotation, biological process: G protein-coupled receptor signaling pathway. The coding region runs from base 181 to 1623 and encodes 480 amino acids. The transcript is spliced from 2 exons. The record is from RefSeq and is a predicted model, not a curated record. Gene Ontology annotation, cellular component: membrane. Gene Ontology annotation, molecular function: cannabinoid receptor activity. NCBI's taxonomy places the organism in Eukaryota, Metazoa, Chordata, Actinopteri, Cypriniformes, Cyprinidae.